This is a messenger RNA of Malassezia pachydermatis, 1077 nucleotides long. RefSeq lists its product as hypothetical. The transcript is spliced from 5 exons. NCBI's taxonomy places the organism in Eukaryota, Fungi, Basidiomycota, Malasseziomycetes, Malasseziales, Malasseziaceae. The record is from RefSeq and is a predicted model, not a curated record. The coding region runs from base 1 to 1077 and encodes 358 amino acids.
AUGGAGUCUUUUGCGAGUCUCUUGUACGAGACUAUUGCACAAAAUAAGCUAUCUGGCUCGCGUGUCGCGCGCGUGACGGACAGUGCCACACAAGCCUUGUCUGACCCUGAAAUGCUGGCCAAGACCAUGCUGAAAGCGCACUUGCGUGCUUCCCCUGCUAACAAGCUAGUGUCCUUGUACUUAUUUGAUGCUGUGGCGCGUCAUGCACAGGAAAUCGCACGUCGUCAAGGCGCCGGGUUUGACUCUGACGACUCGCCGCAGACGCUAGCGGCGAAUGCCUCUUCUUUUCUACGUGCACUGCACGAGCCCGCGGCACAAGUCGGUGUGGACUGUAUGCAACAUGUACCUCCAGAGCAGCGCCCACAGGACAAAGUACGCAAAGUGAUCGAUAUUUGGGGUCGUGCUGGCACGUUCCAUGCGAAAAUUCUGCAGCGCAUUCAGGAAGAGGGAUCCAGCACGUCGUCGGCUUCGUCGGCCUCCGCUCCGCCCCCUGGCCCGGCUCCUCGGCGGCCUCCGCCCCGGACGACAGCAGCGCCGACACAGCCUGCGUCGGCCGGCUUGCCUGCGAGUGUGCUGGCGCUUCUGAGUCCCCCGGGCGCUGGCUCGACCGCUUCGAUGCCGUCCAUGACUGCUGCGCCGAGCGCCCCCGAUGUGCCUGCGUCGGUAAGUGCAAUGCUGAGCCCCCCACCCACGAGUGGCAGCGGUGCCUCGUCGAUGCCGUACUCGGCGGCGCCAGCUCCCUCGACCACAGCGCGUGCCCCAUCCACGGAGCCUGCGCCGAUCAAAGAAGAUUUGAGCGCGUUUGACCAGGCGAGUUUUGAUCCGACCAACUCGGCCCACUGGGAGCGCCUUUCGCAGCUCUGGAAGAAUACAUACCAAUACGAGCCAACAGGCCCGGAGCUUAUGAUGGCGCUAAUGUCUGGCAUGCUAUCGAAAGAGCAAGAUCCACGAUGGGGUGGGAUGAACGGUAUGCCGCCCAUGAUGCCAGGCAUGCCUGGCAUGCCACCUAUGCCGCCUAUGCCGCCUAUGCCAGGGAUGCCGGAUUUGGCGUCUAUGAUGAGCCCACGGCCGUCGUAA